CAAGACCGCUUCCUAGUUCUGCUGCAAUGCUUGCAUUUCGUCAACAAUGCUAUCCUAAGUGACCCGUUAUACAAAAUAAGAAAUGUUCUUAUCAGCCUGACAUCAGCAUUUGGUCGGGUCUUUGUGCCAUACAAGGACCUAUGCAUUGAUGAGUCCCUGAUGUUAUGGAAAGGUAGGCUGGCGUUCCGUCAAUAUAUUCCCUCCAAAAGGCACAGGUUUGGAGUCAAGUUCUUUGUCACGUGCGGCGUGAAGACAGGAUUUGUCCAGGAUAUUAUAGUUUACACAGGGUCCACCACUGACUUCAAACAUUAUGAGGGGCUUGGGGUGUCAGGGUCCGUGGUGAUGACCAUGCUGGCUCCUCAUCUCGGCAAGGGACACACUUUGUAUGUGGACAAUUGGUUCAGCAGUCCCACACUCUUCCAGCAUCUGCUCUUCAACAGCACGGGGGCCUGUGGCACGGUCAGGUCGAACAGGAAGGGGACGCCGGCAUUCGGAUGCAGGAAGAUGCAGAGAGGGGAGGUGGAGUUCCAGGAGAACGGUCAACAGCUGGCAGUAAAGUUGCAUGACAAGCGAGACGUCAAUGUCCUCUCCACUGUCCAUACAGCAACCAUGUCGGCCACAGGGAUGGUGGACCACCUGACGGGAGAGAGAUUGAUCAAACCAGAUUGUGUGCUUGAUUAUAACCUCAAAAUGGGGGCCGUGGAUAAGGCGGACAUGAUAAACAGAAGAUAUUUUUCCAUCUGA
This is a messenger RNA of Oncorhynchus mykiss (rainbow trout), 744 nucleotides long. The record is from RefSeq and is a predicted model, not a curated record. Lineage: Eukaryota; Metazoa; Chordata; Actinopteri; Salmoniformes; Salmonidae.